AUGCACACAUGCCCACAUACAGAAUUGCCUUCUCGUGCAGAUGCGAUAGAGGCAGAGCUUACCCACGGGCAGAAAGAGUUCCCUGUGGAGCAAGAAUUUGCGAUGACUCCAUUAAAAUCAUCAACUGUAAGAGAUGAAGGAAUAAGCAUAUCAUCGCAACUGCUAGCACCAUUGAUAGAUUGCGGAGAACCGGAAGAAAAACGAACUCGACGUAAGCCAAAUUUCACAGGCUUUACGCCUACAACGAAAGGGGAAGCCAAAAUUGGACGUCAACGUUUGCUUGAACGGUGGGCCGCUGAACUGUCCAGUUUUGGUAUCGUCGAGCGAACGCCAGUUGAAGUUGAACAGAAAAUAAGAGAUUAUAUGAAAAAGAUAGCAGCGAAUCGAAAACGAGCAGUGAAAAGGGCUAUGAGUCCUCCAUGUCAGUUGAUAAGUUCCGUGGUAUCGGAAAAUUCAACACUGGACGAUUCAACAACGGACGAUUCGCUGACCGCAUAUGCUGGCUUCUUGCUAGAACAGCAUAGAGCAACUCAAAACGAUUGCACUGAGAAUUUUGAACCACUGGGACUUGUAAAUAAUAGCUAUGAUGUCGAGGAAGCUAAAUUAAUGACGAAUAAUGCUUCAGUUCUAUGUUUUGAAUCAACAAACAAUAUCAGAAAUAGCUGUCGCAAAAGGAAAACAAGUAACAUGAGUUCAGUUUCUAAUGAAAAAGAGCAACCGGUGGAAAUGUUAGAAAACAGUGAUGAAGUUGUUCCCCCUCCAUCAGAAAUGCAUAAGCAGCAGAUGGAUUUUGGCUCCAUUGAUUUGGCACUGAAAACUGUAUACAUGGAAAUUGCCAGGAAAGAACUUGAGAAGAAGACACUUGAGGUGGAAGCAAUGAAGGUUAACUUAAAAAUCAAGAAACUUGAACUGGAAGGAAAAAGGCAUGAUGUGGAAAAAAAACGCCUUGAAUUGCGGAAACUACAAGAAAGUAUUAUCAGAGAUUCACUAAGUUCAGGCGAAAGUAGUGAAACUCCUCAUGACACAUCCAUCACUGAUCAGUUUGAUCUUGAAAUUGAAUAA
This is a messenger RNA of Acanthocheilonema viteae, 1062 nucleotides long. Lineage: Eukaryota; Metazoa; Nematoda; Chromadorea; Rhabditida; Onchocercidae. The record is from the annotation of a GenBank genome assembly.